AUGGCCUACCAUAUUCUCCUUAGUCUUGCGACCUUUUGGCUCGUCUUAGCGACUUCUUCUAGUACCACAGAAACCACCAGAGCAACUACCUCCACUGACUCUUCCAUCCUUGCUUCCGAUGUCUCUUCAGUGCCAGACUGCGGUAUUGAGUGUAUCUUUACAGCGGGAAAGAAGAUUGGCUGCGCUGGUACCAACCUAGAGUGUAUGUGCUCGCACAGCGACGCGUUUGCAGACCAUUUCGAAGAAUGUCUCAAAAACGAGUGCACUAGUAAAAUAUUCAAAAACCUCUGGGACGUGCGCCAGCAGAUUUGCGAUGCAGUAAAAGGGAGUUCAAAUCCUGCUGCCUUGGCAUCGGCCUCAGCCGUGAUUGCGUCCGAUCUGUCUCAAGAGAAGGGGAGUGGCGCCGAGCGUUUGGCUUAUGUGGGUAUACUCGGUGCUUUUGCGUGGGGAGCUCUGGUUAUAUAG
Fusarium mangiferae is the source of this 465-nucleotide messenger RNA. RefSeq lists its product as uncharacterized. Bases 1 to 465 code for a protein of 154 amino acids. The transcript is spliced from 2 exons. The record is from RefSeq and is a predicted model, not a curated record. NCBI's taxonomy places the organism in Eukaryota, Fungi, Ascomycota, Sordariomycetes, Hypocreales, Nectriaceae.